Drosophila takahashii is the source of this 1551-nucleotide messenger RNA. RefSeq names its product pickpocket 19 (gene ppk19). The record is from RefSeq and is a predicted model, not a curated record. Gene Ontology annotation, biological process: sodium ion transmembrane transport. Gene Ontology annotation, molecular function: ligand-gated sodium channel activity. Lineage: Eukaryota; Metazoa; Arthropoda; Insecta; Diptera; Drosophilidae. Gene Ontology annotation, cellular component: plasma membrane.
AGUAAACUUUUCCCAUUCGUCAUGCUGCUUUACACCAGGGAACUUGUGGCUCCGCGGCCAAAACAAGGACUUCUCCGCUUCAGGAACAAGCCACCUGGUCCAACGUACAGGGAGAGAUUGCGCAGCUCCUUUGCCCACUCGUCCAUCCCUGGAAUGCAGCAUGUCUUCGGGGAGCGGCAUCUCUGGCAGCGCUGCCUGUGGCUUACCGUCGUCCUGGGAGCGGGCCUCACUGGAUUUAGUCUGUACACCGUGCUGAGGCAUCGCCACAGUGAGCAGCUCCUGGUCAGCCUGAUAGAGACCACCCAGUUGCCAGUCUAUCACAUCGAUUUCCCAGCGGUGGCCAUUUGUCCAUGGAGCCACGUCAACUGGGAAAGAGCACUGCCAGCAUUACACCGAUUUCUGCCCAGAAAUCCGGAUGCAGAGCUUCGGGAAACAUUCCGCAUGCUACUCGUGGUUCUGGAUCUUACUUCAUUUUCCAAUUUCCAAAGGGCAGAGGAUCUGGCCAAGAAGAAUGGCACUGGUUUGGGGUUUUUAAAAAUGAAGCAGCUGAUGAACUUCUUGGCCUAUCGAUGCGACGAGCUGUUUGUCUCCGAUUCCUGCGUCUUCGAUGAGACUCCCUACGAUUGCUGCAAGCUCUUCGUGCCGGAACAAACGGAGAAGGGUCAGUGCUUGGUCUUCAACUCCCUGAUAUCGGAGCACUCCCGGAAAAAGCAACUGACCAAUAAGUUUUAUCCUUACAAAUUGAGCACCGCUGGCGAGGAGUCGGGCUUGAAAUUUACUAUCAAUGCAAGCUAUACCUUUGUGAAGUCUGGCGAACCUCUUCCCUUUGGAAUGAAUCUAAUGAUUAAGGAACCACGACAAUGGUCGAAUCAAAUGAUGUACCACCUCUAUCCGGAUACGGAAAACUUUGUGGCUGUGCAUCCUAUGGUCACGGAAACCUCCCCUAACACCUAUGAAAUGAGUCCCAGCAAGAGGCGUUGCUACUUUGAUAACGAAAAGAAUCCAAACUUCCAGGACUCUUCAUUGACCUAUAAUCGGGAAAAUUGUCUGGUUAUGUGCCUUCAUCUAGUCGUCUUGAAGACCUGCAAUUGCUCCACGCCUGUUUUUCUGCCGCCCAUUGAAACCAUUCGGGAGUGUGGAAUAGUGGAUGCCGCCUGUCUGGGCAGCAAUGCCGAUAUUUUCAGCUAUGUAAAGAUGGGCGAGCAGGAUAAAUACAUUAACGACUCACGACGUGGACACUUUUGUGAUUGCCCAGAUAAUUGCAAUUCGCGGCAGUACAAAAUGACGCUCAAUGUGAGAAAGUUGGAUUAUCCAAAAAACUCUACAGAGACGUUGAUAAAAGCACAGAUUUAUUAUGGCCAGCGAGUGAUGACCAAAAUCAUAACGAAACUCAAGUACACUAAUCUAGAUCUGCUGGCCAACUUUGGUGGCAUCAUAAGUCUUUACAUAGGGGCCUCUGUCAUGAGUUUCAUAGAACUUUCGAUUGUGCUGGGCAAACUGCUGCGGGUAUUCGUUAAAGAUGCCUACGCGAAGGUAAAAAGAGUGUGUUAA